Paramecium primaurelia is the source of this 4997-nucleotide messenger RNA. The record is from the annotation of a GenBank genome assembly. NCBI's taxonomy places the organism in Eukaryota, Ciliophora, Oligohymenophorea, Peniculida, Parameciidae.
AUGUAUAUUAUUUUGAUAUUGUUGAAUAUAGUAAAAUCAAGGGAAAUAUUCAAAUUGGAAAUCAAUAAAUCAUAUUAAUUCUAUGGGUAAAGAUUACAAAUGGUAAAAUACUAGAGAAGUUCCAAAUUCAUGGCUUACUUAUCCAGUCCAUUAAUUUAGACUCAAAAUUCCAUAAGACAUGAUAAAUAAGGAUAUUUUUGUUUUAUUAACACAAUUAAAUGAUACAAGUUAACAGAUUAUAUUACACCUCAGUCAAUCAGAACAAAUGUAAAUUUGUAUUAAAUAUAAAAGAACAUUAAAUCAAAUUAAUGAUUGUAGAUUGUUUGAUUUAGAAUUAUGCAAAUGCUAAUAAUCAUAAAUUAACUCCUAUUGUUAUUUUUUUGUGUUUUGCAAAAUGAAUUGCUAUUAUUAACUUGAUGUAAUAACUGAAAAUAUGAAUGACUAUUUAAGUAAUGAAAUUACUCUCAAAUCAACAAAUUAGAUAGAAGGGAAACCAGUAAUGUUUAAUUUAAGUAAUAUUGAAUAUGAAAGAUUUUAUAUCAGGAUAAUGUAAAUUGAUACUUUUAGUAAAUUAUCUAUUUACAUUAAUAUGAAUGAAACUAUUCCUACUAUAUAAGAAUUUGAUGUUCAAUAUUAAAUUGAUGGAGACAAAUACUUAUUUUUUUAAAAUAAUUUUACUUAACAUAUAAAUACAAUUUCAACACUUAUCAAAGGUUGGGGAAAUUUUUUAUUACAGUGUAAAACUUAUAAAAGAAUCCAAGAUAUUACUUUAUAUUAAAAUAUAAAGGAUACAGUAAUAAAGGAUGGAGUAAAUUUUUAUAAAUUAAUUAUUGAAGAUUUUAAGGAUAAUAUAUUGAUAUUUGAAAUGAUUCCUAGUACUAAAAAGAUUUUAAUCUAUAUUUAACCAUGCAUAGAAGAUAGAUGUUCAAAUAAUUACUAAGAUUUUGAAUGGUAAUUUUAAUUUGAUCAAGAAUAUCAUUAAUUUAUAAUUCCUCCAUAUAAAAUGAUUUACACUAAAGUCUAUUUGAUUGCAAUCAACUCAAAAUAUGAUGAUUCAUUUUAUGUGUUUUAAACCAAAAUAAAUGAUAAUAUAUAGGAGAGACUUAACACCUAAAGAGAAUUUUAAGGGAUCUUAUAAAAAAAUUAGAUUGCUUUAUUUUUAUUACAACCUUUUAGUAAUGAGCAAAUUGAUAGAAUUGUAGAUGUAAUUGUAAAUUAUCCAAAAGGACAUGGUAUAGUUUUGAGUAAAUUGUGUAUUAAAGAUGAAGAAGAGAUUUAAAUUAUUGAUAAUACAUUUGAAUAUCUUCAAUAAGCUGAUUCUAAUAAUUAUUAUAAUUGUUCUAUCACUCAAGAACAAGCAUCAUUAAUUUCAUAAGAUCAUUUAUAAACUUAAAAUACUUUUUAAUUUCAUAUCAAUUCAUCAUAAAUCUAAAUUAAUGUAUCUAAAUUAUGGUUUGAAUAUCAAUCAUAUAAUUUUCAAUAUGUGAUUGCAAUCUAAAGUUAUGUAGAAUCAAUGAGAUUCUCUUUAGAAAGAAGAUUAACUAAUCAAUAAAAAUUUAUUACAUUAAAUUCAUUUACAAUAAACUAUUCACUACUAAAAGAAUUAAAUACUGAAAAAUAUUAAUUUUAUACAUUUAACUAACCUGAUUAAAUAUUCUCUAUUUGUCUAGCCACAUAUUAAGGUGAAUAAAGUGCGAAAUUUAAAACUUUUUCCUCUUACUAUACUAAUAUUAUAAUAAAGAGAGUAAGAACUUUAGACUUAGACAUUAUGUAAUAUUAUGCUAUUGAUUCAUUUUCUUAUGCUCUAUAAAUAUAAGCAACCAAACACUUAAGAUAUUCUAUUAUUCCAAUCCUUAGCAUGAAAUCUGAUACUCUAAUUAAGUAUAUUCAAUUAAUUUAAGCAAUUCCAUUUAAAACUUUAGAUUUAAAUCUUUACUUCCAUUUUGAAAUUACUGAAGUAGCUAUCCUUUAUAUAAACCUUAAAUCAUUAUAGGGUAACUUUAUAUGUUACAUUCUUAGUAGUAAUAAAAACUUUGGGAACUAAUUUCCCUAUGAAACUAAUUUCACCCUUACAAGUACAUAAUAAACUUUUAUUAUUGAAAAUCCUAAGUAAUUUAAUUAUUUACAUGUAAAAUCAAUCUCUCUUGAAGAGGAUGAAUCCUAUCAAAUUAUGUACUAUUAUAACACAUCACAUUUGGAACUAUUCUUGUCCAAUACAUUUUAUGGUUUCCUUAAUGAUAACCAAUCAUUAUAUUUCUAUUACUAAUCCUCUUACUAAUACUCUUAAUUGUACAUCAUUAAAACUUAUCUAUCUGAAUAUAGUGAUGAAAACAAUCUUUAGAUUUAUAUUAGUCUUAAUAAUAAAUGUCCUGAUGAAUUCAAUUUUGAAUAUCAAAUUUAACCAAGUUCUUAUUAUAUAUCCAUUCCUAAUCUUAUAUAAGAUACUAUAUUAUAUAUUGGAGUUUACAGCAAGGGAUCUAAUAAGUAUUCAAUUUUGGUUUAAGAAAGAAAUUCUAGUAUUUAAUUAAAAGAUAAUAUCAUCUAAAUAAGUCCAACCCUAGAGUAAUAGAAUUAUUAUUUUUAUUAUUUUAUUCCUAAGUAUUUCAAUCAAUCAGUUAAGAUUCAAGCUUAUACUAGAUCUAAUUUAAUAGAAUUAUUAUGUAAUAUAAUUGAAUUUGAUCCUGAACAUAGUGACAAAGAAAAUUAUCCAACUAAUUAAAAUUAUAAAAUUAAAGAAUUAUUUAGUUCUAAUCCAUCAAAUAAAUUAUUAUUUAUAAAUACAACUGAUUUGAUUUAAUGUAAAGAUAAUGGAUGUCUCUUAUUAAUAAAUGCUUAUAUUUUAGGUCAUUUCGAUCAUUUCAAUAUUAUGGUAUCCUCUAAAUAUACACUCAUUAGAAAUCUUGAAAUGAUAAUUGGAUAUUCUACUUAAAAUACAAUGUCUUAUUACUAUUUUAAUAUUAUUGAACAUAUAAAAGAUAUCUAAAUAUCUGUAAGAGCAAUCCAAGAUUGUGAUUAUGAUAUUUAUCUCUUGAAAUCUUAAAUUAACACUUCGAUUCUUUAUCCUUCUGUUGAUUAAUACACUUAUAAAUUUGACUCAGAUACUCUUAUAAUAUCAGAAGAUGAUAAUAUAGGACAAUAUAUGAUUGGAGUAUUAGCUCAAGAUUGUAUUUACGAAGUAUUAUUACAUCUUGGUGGAUUCUAAUUGAGUUACAUUCAUAAUGGAUAAAUUAUUGAUACUUUCAUUGAUAAUACUAUUUAAUAUUUCUAUUUUAAUAAUCACUAGGAACCAUUUCGUAUCAUGAUUUAUGAUAUUAAGAACAUAAAAGUUUCAAUAAGUAUUAAAGAUAAGAGUGAUUUAAUAGAGUUGCAAAAUAAUGAUAAUCUAUUUGGAGGUAUAAUCUAAAUUGAUAAAGAUCUAUGUUCCAUUUGUAUUUAUAAUAUAACACUUUAUCCUAUUAGACCAACUGAAGUAUCUUUAAUUCUAACAUACAAUACUAUUCCUUUAACUAUUAAAUAUGGUAGAAUAUAUUAUGAUCAUUGUUUAAAUAUAUGUGAAUUUAAUCUAGAACCAGGAGAGUUAAAUUUAUUUGUUUACUCAAAAUCUAUCAAAUUGACUUUUCAUUCUAAAAUCAAUCAAGUAACAAAUAUGAAUCUAACCUACUCUAAUUAUAUCAUUCCAAUUAAUUAAUCUUGUAUAUUGCGAAUUUAUUAGGAUUCAUACUAUUCUAUAAAUUUAAAUAAUCAAGAAAUUCCAAUUACUUUAAUAUUAGGUAAAGAAUUCAAUGGAAGAAAUAUGAUUGGUCAAAAUUAAAGAGUAUUUAUUUUUUAAAUUGAGAGAAUUGAUUUAGAAUAUAUAAUUUAAGUUUCAAGUAAAUCUGAUAUUUUUGUUGAUGUCUAUUAUGAUAAUAGUAUAAAAAAGAUAAUUCCUAAAAUAGAGUACAGGAUCAAUAACAAAUAGAGAAGAUUAAUUUAUUAAUUUCAACAAAUUGAGAAAUAAUAUAAAAUAAUUCUCUAAUGUAUUGAUUAUUAUCACAUUAGCGUAGAUAUCUAUAACAAAAAUUAAAUAAAGUAUAUUAAUUUCAAUAAUCAUUAUUUGGAAAUUAUUGAUGAAACUUAGUAAUAUAAUAUCUAAGCAGUUUUGGAAUAAGAUAUACAAUUUGAGAAAAUAGAUUGUUUAGGAAAGACUUCACUACUGAAAUCUUAAUAUGUUACUUCUAGGGAUAUAUUUUUUAAGAUUUAAGUAACAGAUCGAAUGAAACCAUUUCCAUUUAAUAUUUUUAGUUUAGUACCUCACAUCUAAUAUUCUCAUGAUUAAUGGUAUUUUAAGAAUACAAGAUUUGAAAUAAUCAAACAGUCCAAUGAUUCUUUAGAAGUUAAAAUAUUUACAAUGAAAAGAAAAAAGACUGGAAAUUUAAAUUUAAAUAAAUUAAUGUAAAAGUAUAGAGAAUAACUUAUAGUUAUAAAUUGCACUUGUCAGAUCAAGAUUAUUUAAUGAAAGCAUUAGGUUGUGAGAUUGAUAUUGAAUUACUAUAAAAUUAUACUGGUAUUUCUAUCUUUUACACUUCCAUUAUUUAAGAAGUAAAAGAGAAAGAGGAAUCUCUUUAAUUUACAGGUAUUCUUUAAUCUAUAAAGUAGUAUUAAUUAAUAGAGAGUUAAUUUAUGGUUUACUGGUAUUUUAAGCAUAUUAUGAGAAUUAUGAUAUUCCAUAUACAUAUUUUUAUAAUGCCAGCCUUAUUUAUAAUUAGUCUGAGACAAUAAUAAUGAAAGAUGAAGUUGGGAUAGAAGAUUCUAAGAUAGAUUAUAUAUUAAUAGUGUUUGGAAUUAGUAUAAUAUUGGCUAUUAGUUUAAUAUGUAUUUGGAUAUGUAUGCCAAAAAAGAAAUAGAAAAAAAGAGAAUUUAAUGAAUAAUAAUAAUAAUAAUAAUAACAAUAAUAAUAAUAAUAAUAGGAAUUAUAAUCAUUAAAAUAAAAUGAAUAAGAAUUAGUUAAUAUCAAUUGA